This is a messenger RNA of Vespula vulgaris, 3676 nucleotides long. RefSeq lists its product as uncharacterized. Bases 377 to 2626 code for a protein of 749 amino acids. Lineage: Eukaryota; Metazoa; Arthropoda; Insecta; Hymenoptera; Vespidae. Gene Ontology annotation, biological process: establishment of epithelial cell polarity. The record is from RefSeq and is a predicted model, not a curated record. The transcript is spliced from 6 exons.
AUAUGUCAUCUUUCAAGAAUUAGAGCGAGUUAGAUGAUCGAAAUUUUUCAAUCAUCAAUAAAAAUAAAUAGAGGAAUAAAAGGAUUGUGAUUGAAGCAUAACUAUAUGAAAAACUUAUGCUAUUGUGAGACGCACUCUAGUACAACUAUUCACCUCUUCUUCAUGUUGAUUUUUAAUACUGUACAUAAUUUUUAUGCUAAUAGUUAAAAUUAUCAAAAUGAAACAUUUUAUAUCCAUUAUGAAGUUAAUGGUGAAAAUAAUUUAUCUUAAUCAACAGAUGGAGUAGUUAUUUCUUUUGGUAAUAUAGAAUGUACUAGAUAUAUGACCGAGUAGUAAAGAUUAUAAUCGCUACUAUUUUGUAUAAUUUGGCAAUAAUAUGGUGAUGGCAGGAAAUGAAGGUGCGCCAGGAUCUUUGGCAGAAGAUUCGUUGUCUGCAAGAUUACAAUGGCUUCGUCAACGGCGUGAAGCACUACAAGAAAAACUAGCUCUGAAAAAUACUGAAUUAAAGAAUCUUUGUAUAGAAGAGGCAGAGUUAACAGGAGUUUUGCCACCAGAGAUACCACUGGAGCCUGGAGAAAGUCCACCUACUUUUCGUAAAAAAGUUGGCACAGCAUUUACGUAUCCUCAGAAUUUAAUCAACAAAUUAAAAUCAAAUGAAGCUCAGGAAGAAUCUGCUCUAGAAUUAGAGCGGCAAGUUCAAAUUGGUAUAGUGGAAGCUGCCUUAGGAAUUGUUAAUGAUCCUGCAGAAAGCAAAGCUGUACGCCGAAAGCAUAGAUUGGUUUAUCAACAAGGUCAAAGAAGAUUACAAGAAUUGGAAGCACGUUUAAAUUCUAUACGUCAAUCUCGUAAUAAAACACAUCGUACAGGACAAUAUCAACAUACAAUGACAUGUAAUUCUCAGUCACAUUUGCAAAGCAAUGUCAAGCAUAGAACAAAGAAGCCUCGACCACCUCUUGACAGCACAGGAAAUGAAAGUUGUUUGGUCUCUACAAGAGCCAUUACUCAAGAAGAAAAUGUUAAUCUAAAUUUGAUAGGAACAGAACAAAAAUAUCCUGGAUAUGAGGAACAUCUUCCAUUCACGAAUGUUUAUCAUCAUACUCAUGAUACUGGUUUUUCUUCUACAAGUCCUGUUGACCAACGACAAAAUAUUAAAACAUCAGAGAAUGAUUUUAAUGAGAAUCAUAAUAUUUAUAUUUUACCUGAUCAAUAUCGUACUCGUACGUAUUCUCAUGGUAGUGGUGGUACACGUAAUCAAAAUCAUUAUCAGGAUAAUAAUCGAGUAUAUCGUACCGUACCGAACACGUAUAGUGAAGAAGAACGUCAAAUAAGAUAUCGUCAAUUUCAACAACAACAACAAAAACAACACGAAUUACAAGAAGAUUUUUAUAAUCAUCAGCAAUAUGCAGAAUAUAAACAGCUUGAUAGCGAAGUUCAACGAAAAUCUAAUCAACUAUAUUAUGAUAGAGAAUUUCGUUCAUCUCAUCAUGUACAUACGCCAGAGUAUCAAUUACAUUAUAAAAAUCAAUCACAGUCAUGGCAAAGAAAAGAUCGUGACAUGUCUACUAAUAGAAAUUUGAGAUCUAUGGGACCACCUGUUGAUUCACAUAUGCCUCCAGGAUGUUGGAUGCGUUAUGACGAAGAAAUAAUUUGGUGUCCUGAUGAACAACUUGUGUCAGAUAGAUUUGGCAGCCUCGAUCGUAGAAAACGAAAUGGAGUGCAACAUGUAGGAAAUAUAAACGCAGAUACACAAUCCCGAUAUCGAACAGUAACGAUUGGAGGAUCUAAAAAUUCUGUACCUGCUGUAUCCUACCCACAACCUACUAUUCAUUUAUUACCUUUAUCAGAACAAACACAAGUCAACAAUAAAAUUCUCCUACGUACUCAGUCUUUAGGAAGUGUAGAAACAUGGCACUCCAAUCGAUCGCAGGAAUCACAAGAUGAUAAGGAUACUACUGAUAAUGUUAGCCGUAAAGGAAAAGAAAAAGAAUGGUACGAAACGUCUUUAGAUUCAGGUACAAGUCCUGCAUUAGACCCAAGCUUAUUAAUUACACAUAAAGCUAUGCACUGCCAAUCAAGCUCACCUGUAUCAUGUGCAAAAGAUAGCGGUGUCAUUAAUACUGUUAAUGAUACUGCAAAAAAUAUUCAUUCAAAUUUGCAAGGACGUUGUAAGUUGGAAACAUCUAUUCAAGCACAAACGCAUUUACAACCAACUCCUAUUCGUUAUGAGCAUCGGCGGCCUAAAGUACUUGAAAUUCCUGCAGAAUCAAGAAAAAUACAGGAAAACAAUGAUGAAGCAAUUCUUAUAAGAUCUCCUCAUAAUUGUACCAUAGUACAGGCAGGAAAAUAUCAGCCUUAUAGAGAAGUUACUAAACCUUUUGAAAUGUCCGACUUUUAUAAAUAUUCGACUAAAUUUCGGAAACGAAAUGAAAUUUCUGGGCAAACUUCAUCAAAUGAGAAUUGUUUAGAUUCCUAUGUUGGAGAUCUUGCUGGCUCUACCGAUUUACAAAAAGAAUCUAAUUCUUCUAAUUAUGUACACAAUGGUAACCUCACUAGUCCAGUACAAAAAAAGAUCUACCAACCUGUUGAACGUAUGACCUGUCAGCCUUAUUUAACGAGUUUAAGAUAGCUUUAUUAUAGAAUAUUGAAAAAUAUUGAGAGAAGAAAAUAUGAUAUAUUCAUAUUUUCUUAUUAUAAUAAUGUAUAUAUAAUAUUGCAAUUUAUAACUCAAUUAGAAGGAUAAGGCAAACAGAAUUUGCUUAAAUAGCAAUUUUAUAAUACGAUUUUUUUUCACUAUACAAUGUUUCAUUUAAAGAUAUAAUAGUUAUUGCCUUUAAAAUAAGUGCAAUUAUAAUGUCUUAUAAUAUAUAUAUUAUAUUAUAGUACACACACACACACACAUAUACACACACAGUAAUAUGCAAAAGAAUGAAAUAUUAUAAAUUUAUAUUGAAAUUAGAACGUACAAAAAUUUUGUAUUGAAAAAAGUGAUAAAUUUGUUAAUUUAUAAUCUAUAUAACGACCUGAAUAUGAUGACCUGAAUAUAGUGCCUUAUUAUCUUUUUAAUAUGCAUAUUUACGCACAAAACAUAUGUUAUUAAUUCUUGGUACUUAAAGCUAUUAAUUAGAAAAUUCUUUUAUUAAAAAAAAAAGAAAAUUUCUAAACUAUUUCUGUUUGCAUUACAAGUAUUAUUGUAAUUCAGCUGAGAAAUAUAUGUAAAUAUAUUAAUAGUAAAAAUCUUGUAAAAAUUUAUCAUGUUAUAUACAUCAUAAUAAUAUAGAUAACAAAUAGCAUACACGAGAAAUUGUUACUAAGGCGUUUAAAUUUUUAUUUGUAUUACACAAAUCAUAAUAGAGUGAUGCUGAAAUCAAAUAAAUAUAUAUAUAAAAUAUUAAUACAUAAUAUUAUAAUAAUAUUUAAUCAAACUUUUAAGUGCCUACAUUUAUAAAUUUAAGAGCCAAAGACUCUAAGGAAGACUAUGUAUCAAAUAUAAUAAUUUAUCUUUUUUUAUAUCUAUGUGUCUACGUGAAUAUAACGUCCACACAUAAAUAAUUUAUAUAAUAUUAAUGUUGCUAAAAUUAAAGGUAUAAAAUAGUAUAGCAAUAUCUUGAUAACUAUUUCACAUAAAUUUACAUAAACUAAUUUUAUUUCAGAAUUUUUAGCAAUAUUCACAAUUGUC